GAGGAGAGUCCACUUCCCUCAAUCUAAACCAGCUUUGGAAGAGAUUUAGGAGUGGCGACAAACCUCCAGAAAAGUUGGGAGCAAGCAGAGAAUAUAAUGUUGAUAUGAUCCCCAAGUUUGAUCUGUGCAAGUUUCCUGAGGGUUGUAUUCAACAAUUGCAAUGUUGCAUAAUGCUAGAAACUCGGUGACUAGGAAAGAACAAUGGGACCCCUGUUGGAGAUGUGGAAGCGACAUUUCAAUCUCUCUUGAUUAAAGUCAUUCAAAUCAGCAAGAAAAGUGGGAGUGGAAUUGUAGCCUGAAUCUUUAUAUUCUCCUCUGCAAGUAGCUUCGAAUACGAAAAAUGAUACAAAUUUGAUAAUAAUCAUGUUAAGUUAAUUGUAACUUUGGCUCUUAAUUACCCUUUCUUAUAGCAACCAAAUUUUUCAUUAGUACUGUUAUUGGAGUAAAAUAUUCCAUGCAUUUUCACAAGUUUAGGCUUUGAUUCAUACGCAUGAAUAUUGAUUCUUCACAUAAUCAUGAACGCCUUAAAUUACUUGCAUUGAAUUAGGGAAGGACAUUUUUCUGAUGAAGAUAUCCCGUAAGGAUAGCAUUGGAUUGCGACCUCGCUGUUCAUUUUGCUACCACCAUUCAACAAUUUUUUAGUGUUUUCUUUAGUUACAACCUUGGCUUUCCAUGCUACUAAAAUGAUAAUGACUAUUCCAUGCGCUCACAGUUCAUGAUGGCUAAUGGUGCCUUGGUUCGCAUUCUUAUCCACACCAAUGUUACUAAAUAUCUGAAUUUCAAGGCCGUGGAUGGCAGUUUCGUGUACAACAAGGGAAAGGUACACAAAGUACCAGCUAACGAUGUGGAAGCAUUAAAAUCCCCGCUUAUGGGAUUGUUUGAGAAGCGUCGUGCUAGAAAGUUUUUCAUUUAUGUUCAAGACUAUGAUGAGAAGGAUCCCAAGUCUCAUGAAGGGCUGGACCUCAACAAGGUUAAAGCUAGAGAUGUGAUAUCGAAAUAUGGGCUGGAUGAUAAUACAGUUGACUUCAUAGGGCAUGCAUUGGCACUUUACUUGGAUGAAAAUUACUUGGAUGAACCUGCUCUGGAUUUUGUGAAGAGGAUGAAGCUAUAUGCAGAAUCUUUAGCACGCUUUCAAGGAGGAUCUCCCUACAUUUAUCCACUCUAUGGACUAGGAGAGCUACCUCAGGCAUUUGCUCGAUUGAGUGCUGUUUAUGGUGGCACCUACAUGCUUUGCAAGCCAGAAUGCAAGGUAGAGUUUGAUGCAGAUGGAAAGGCCUUUGGAGUGACAUCGGAGGGAGAAACUGCAAAAUGCAAAAAAGUAGUCUGUGAUCCUUCAUAUUUGCCUAACAAGGUUACAAAGAUUGGGAAAGUAGCUCGUGCUAUAUGCAUUAUGAGUCAUCCAAUCCCAAAUACCCAUGAUUCUCACUCGGUCCAGGUUAUUCUUCCCCAGAAACAACUCAAGAGAAAAUCAGAUAUGUACCUAUUCUGCUGCUCCUAUAGUCACAAUGUAGCUCCAAAAGGCAAAUACAUUGCUUUUGUUACAACAGAAGCAGAGACUGAUGAUCCUCAAACAGAAUUGAAGCCUGGCAUUGAUCUCCUUGGACCUGUAGACGAAAUCUUUUUCGACACUUAUGACAGAUACAAACCCACUAACCAGUAUGAGGUUGACAACUGUUUCAUAUCCACAAGUUAUGAUGCAACCACUCAUUUUGAGACCACAGUACAAGAUGUGAUUCAAAUGUACAGCAAGAUAACCGGAAAGACACUUGACCUGUCAGUGGAUCUGAGUGCUGCCAGUGCAACCCCUGAAGAAUGAAAUUUUGGAGAUCGCAGAAGCUGGAUGGGGCUUUAAGACCUGCGUUGCAUUUUUUUUUCUUUUUUUAAUAUUAUUUUCCCUGAAGGCUUUAAAAUUUUUUAACAGAUCGUAUAAUUUAGUUCUUUUGGCUCAAUGUGUGGUGCCAAGUUUUGUUCUUUAUUGCUAUAGAAUUUUCUUCAGCUUUUCGAUAUAUUUUGGACAGAAGCUUUGAUAAGCACUUCUCUUUUUUCCCCCACAGGAAGUGCUAGGUUUGGCAAAUUUCUCGGGUUAAUUUCGUCAAUUGAACUUGAACUUGAACUUUGAUCUUUAUAAUUACAGUAUUUUCAAAUUUCAAUUUAUGUUUUAAAACUCCUCUAGGAUCUGGCCUACAAUAAAACCAGUCUCAGCUGUUAUUAAUGGUUUUUAGGCUAAGGUGAUGGACACACUCAAGCUGACACCUAAAGUAAAAGUUUUAGAAAAAGAUCUCUCCACUUUUCGACAGUUGUAGAGAAAGCUUUGUUUUU
Manihot esculenta (cassava) is the source of this 2319-nucleotide messenger RNA. RefSeq names its product guanosine nucleotide diphosphate dissociation inhibitor At5g09550. Gene Ontology annotation, molecular function: Rab GDP-dissociation inhibitor activity. The coding region runs from base 701 to 1816 and encodes 371 amino acids. The record is from RefSeq and is a predicted model, not a curated record. Gene Ontology annotation, cellular component: cytoplasm. The transcript is spliced from 12 exons. Gene Ontology annotation, biological process: small GTPase-mediated signal transduction; protein transport; vesicle-mediated transport. Lineage: Eukaryota; Viridiplantae; Streptophyta; Magnoliopsida; Malpighiales; Euphorbiaceae.